Molecule: messenger RNA, 657 nt
Organism: Drosophila persimilis
Lineage: Eukaryota; Metazoa; Arthropoda; Insecta; Diptera; Drosophilidae
Product: DNA repair protein RAD51 homolog 3
Exons: 6
Coding region: 52-627 (191 amino acids)
Biological process (GO): DNA repair; reciprocal meiotic recombination; meiotic DNA recombinase assembly
Cellular component (GO): replication fork; Rad51C-XRCC3 complex; Rad51B-Rad51C-Rad51D-XRCC2 complex
Molecular function (GO): four-way junction DNA binding; crossover junction DNA endonuclease activity; ATP binding
Source: RefSeq, a predicted model, not a curated record
UUGCGCCAAAUUACAGAAUUGGCUGGAAAUUCCGGUACCGGCAAAACGAAAAUGUGCCUGCAGUUAUGCUUGAAUGUGCAAAUACCGAAAUCCGCUGGCGGACUGGAGGGUGCUGCUCUUUUCAUAGAUACCCGACAGGACUUCCAUCCCGACAGAUUGCAAGAACUGGCCAGAGGCCUGGAGAAGGAGUAUAAGCAGAGAGCACCUGACUUUCAGGCGUCCAAAAUGCUGCAAAACGUCCACUACGUGAGCUGUCCCAAUGCUGUCCAGUUGAUGGCCACCGUCCUGAGCUCCUACCGGCACCUGAUUGCCCAUCCAAAUAUAAAAGUGAUUGUGAUCGAUUCGCUAGCGUUCUCCUUGCGCAUGCUGGACGAUGGCGCCCAGCGCUUUGAGCUGCUCCUGGAGCUGGUCGAAAGUAUGAGGCAACUGCUGCGCGAACACGAAGUGGCCUGGGUCGUCACCAAUGUGCUGACGCAUCGGUGUAUCGGCGACCAAUUCCAUGUCGUGCCCGCCCUGGGGGAAAUGUAUUCGCACUUGAUCAACGAGCGCAUCUGGUUUUCACGGAGCGGCCAGUGCUUUCUGGGAAAGUCGUGGAAAACUAGCAGAUUAAUCAAGGAUUCGAGGUGAUCCGGCAUCUGAUUACGACGGCGGGGUGGC